UGUUUGUGGAAUGCGCACACAACGACCUGCCGUCCUUCCUCUGGCCGCGCAGUGUUGACCGUGGCGCACAGAAACCGUAUUUUGACAGGAGCACGCCGGAGCGGGAGCGCGCGGUCAUGCUGAGGCAAAUGCUCCUGAACUCCACUGCGGCCGGAGCGCGAGGCUUCCACCUGAUGACCCAGACGCACGCGCCGCCGACGACCCUCGAAGUCUCCCAGGGGCCUUCCCUGAGCGUGUCGGCUCUCCUCAAACCCACCGGGCGAGGUGGCGGCAGUGGUGGACUGCGUGAGGGCGAGCUGAGCAAACCGGACCUUGCGACCUACGUGGUAAUGUGCCUAGUGCUGUUCCUGCUAGUGCUGCUGAUCGUGUUCUUCAUCAACUGUCAGCUUCGGAACUCGUUUUUUGCUUCUAUGCCUUACGAUCGGUCAUUGCGCGAGGCACGGAGUUCUUACAAAUGAUUUAGAACAAUGCUAUGAACCCGAGUAUGGAUCUCAAGGACACUGCGAUCCGGACAUAAACUGGGAAUGUAUUGUUCUGAGCUUUCCCUCUGUAACUUGUGGAGUGUUGAACGGUGGA
Messenger RNA from Chanos chanos (milkfish), 576 nucleotides. It is a transcript of the gene smim32, whose product is annotated as small integral membrane protein 32. The record is from RefSeq and is a predicted model, not a curated record. The transcript has 2 exons. The coding region runs from base 117 to 458 and encodes 113 amino acids. NCBI's taxonomy places the organism in Eukaryota, Metazoa, Chordata, Actinopteri, Gonorynchiformes, Chanidae.